GCAGCGAUGGCGUUCGCAUCAUCCAUAUCAUCUCCAUCAUAUUCUUUAACCAAUCUUUCUUCUAAACCCAAUAAAAUUUUAACGCCGGCAAGGAAGAUCCACUCUUUCUCUCUCGUCCCGCGUCCUUCCGCCUCCGGAAACAUGAAAACGAUCAUGGUUUCUGAGAUCACCUUUGCAUAGUUGUUAAAAGUGAAAAAGAAAGUGCUUGCCAUGGUGCAGGCGUGCGAGGCGCAAGCCCAGCGCCAUUUUCAGAAAAUGGUGCUGGGCUUCACCAUGGCGACGGAAAGGCGCGCGAGGCACAAGCUCAGCACCAUUUUCCGAAGCCCAGUUUUUCAAUGAUUGAGCUUCACCCAUUUCAAAUAAAUGGUGAUGCCGUGGCGGCUGGGAGGAGCGCCGGCGGCAGGGGGUGGCUACAAGGGCGAAGAGGCACGGAACAGGGUAAUGCUUUAGGUGCCGUGAGGGAGGGCGCUAGUAGCAGUCGGCAGGGGUGGAGGGUACACCAAAGGGGUGCCGGAGGCAAUGGCACAGGCGCAGAACUAGAGUUUCAGAGAGCUCUUCUCUCGCUCUCGCUUUCUUUUUUCCAUUUGAAAGGAGAAAAGAAAAAAAGGAAAAAAGAAAAGAAAAGAAAAGAGGAAUAUAAAUUUGAAAGACAGUAGUAGAAGAAUAGUCGGCUAUGCUUUGCAGCUGCAAGGAAUGGAUUCAUUAAAUUUUAACCCAUUUGCUUCAGUUGCUAGUGCAGAUGCUUUGCUGGAUGAAGCUGUGGAAAAAGCUCACCUUCCAAAGGGCGAUGCUUGGUCCAUUCAUAAAUUUGGUGGAACCUGUGUGGGAAAUUCUGAAAGGAUACUGACUGUUGCCAACAUUAUUGUUAAGGAUGUGUCAGAAAGGAAGUUGGUUGUCGUGUCCGCAAUGUCAAAGGUGACAGACAUGAUGUAUGAUCUCAUAUACAAAGCACAGUCCCGAGAUGAUUCUUAUAUAAUUGCAUUGGAUGCUGUUCUGGAAAAGCACAAGUCAACAGCAGUUGAUCUACUUGAGGGGGAUGACCUGUCUAAUUUCUUGGAUCGGUUGCAUCAGGACAUCAAUAAUCUUAAGGCAAUGUUACGUGCAAUAUAUAUUGCUGGUCAUGCAACAGAAUCUUUUUCAGAUUUUGUUGUUGGACAUGGCGAAUUAUGGUCUGCAGAAUUGCUCUCAGCUGUUGUGAGGAAGAGUGGGUUAGAAUGUAACUGUAUGGAUACCAGAGAUGUCCUUGUUGUAAAUCCUACAACUUCUAAUCAAGUUGAUCCGGAUUAUUUGGAGUCGGGCCGAAGACUUGAGAAGUGGUGCUCCCAAAAUUCAUGUGACACAAUCAUUGCAACUGGGUUCAUUGCCAGUACACCCCAGAAUAUUCCUACGACUUUGAAGAGAGAUGGAAGUGACUUUUCGGCUGCAAUUAUGGGUGCUUUAUUCAUGGCACGUCAAGUCACAAUUUGGACUGAUGUUGAUGGUGUGUACAGCGCAGAUCCUAGAAAAGUUAGUGAGGCUGUGAUAUUAAAGAAAUUGUCUUAUCAGGAGGCGUGGGAAAUGUCAUACUUUGGGGCAAAUGUUUUACACCCACGAACAAUUAUUCCAGUCAUGAAAUAUGGCAUUCCUAUUGUUAUAAGAAACAUUUUCAACCUCUCUGCACCGGGGACAAUGAUCUGCCAGCCUGCUGGUUUGGAGAAUGAAGAUGGUGAGCAGGUGGAGUCUCCAGUUAAAGGAUUCGCAACCAUUGACAAUUUGGCCCUAGUAAAUGUUGAGGGAACCGGAAUGGCAGGUGUUCCUGGCACUGCUAGUGCAAUUUUUGGUGCUGUGAAGGAUGUUGGCGCUAAUGUAAUUAUGAUAUCCCAGGCUAGUAGUGAGCAUUCUGUGUGUUUUGCUGUACCUGAAAUGGAAGUAAAAGCUGUAGCUGCUGCUUUGGAGUCUAGAUUUCGUCAGGCCUUGGAUGCUGGCCGUCUCUCUCAGAUUGCAGUAAUUCACAAUUGUAGCAUUUUGGCAGCGGUUGGUCAGAAAAUGGCGAGUACCCCUGGAGUUAGUGCUACACUCUUUAAUGCGCUUGCUAAGGCUAAUAUUAAUGUACGUGCUAUAGCUCAAGGUUGUUCUGAAUAUAACAUCACGGUAGUCGUCAAAAGAGAAGAUUGCAUAAGGGCUUUACGAGCUGUGCACUCGAGAUUUUAUCUGUCAAGAACAACAAUAGCCAUGGGAAUUAUUGGACCUGGAUUGAUUGGUGGGACAUUGCUUGAUCAGCUAAGGGAUCAGGCAGCAAUCCUCAAAGAAAAGUUUAACAUUGAUUUGCGUGUGAUGGGUAUUACUGGCUCAAGGACUAUGCUCUUGAGUGACACGGGGAUUGACUUGUCAAUAUGGAGAGAUCUCAAAAAAGAGAAAGGAGAGAAGGCUGACCUGCAGAGAUUUGUUCAAAAUGUGCAUGGGAAUCAUUUCAUCCCAAAUACUGUCAUAGUAGAUUGCACUGCAGAUUCUUAUGUUGCCAGCCAUUACCAUGAUUGGUUGCGUCGGGGGAUACAUGUGAUUACACCAAAUAAGAAAGCUAAUUCAGGACCACUUGAGCAGUAUUUGAAGCUGAGAACUCUUCAGCGACAGUCCUAUACCCAUUACUUCUAUGAAGCAACUGUUGGAGCUGGUUUACCAAUCAUCAGUACUUUGCAAGGUCUGCUAGAAACUGGGGACAAAAUAUUGCAAAUUGAAGGCAUUUUUAGUGGGACCCUGAGUUAUAUAUUUAACAACUUUGUGGAGGCACGAACUUUUAGUGAAGUGGUGGAGGCCGCAAAACAGGCAGGUUACACUGAACCAGAUCCAAGAGAUGAUUUAUCUGGAACAGAUGUGGCGAGGAAGGUUAUAAUCCUUGCUAGAGAGUCUGGAAUGAAGCUAGAAUUGUCAGAUAUUCCUGUUCAGAGUCUGGUGCCAGAACCGUUAAAGGAUAGCUCCUCAGUGGAGGAGUUUCUGCAGCAGCUGCCUCAGUACAAUCAAGACCUGGCAAAGCAAAGACAGGAGGCUGAAGCUAGUGGCGAAGUGUUGAGAUAUGUUGGGGUCGUGGAUGUUGUGAAGCAGAAAGGAACAGUGGAACUGCGAAGAUAUAAAAAGGAGCAUCCAUUUGCCCAACUUUCUGGAUCUGAUAACAUAAUAGCAUUUUCAACUCAGAGAUACGAAAAACAACCAUUGAUUGUGCGUGGUCCAGGUGCUGGGGCUGAAGUGACUGCUGGUGGAGUAUUCAGUGACAUACUGCGCCUUGCAUCAUAUCUUGGUGCACCAUCAUAAGCGACUUAGCUUUGUUCGGCUUUCUUCUCUGCGAAUCCAGAUCUGAUAGUUGUUAAGUUGUCUCCAUUGUCUUGAUUCCCCUGGGAUUUUGCAGCUUAGAUGAUUGUGAUAGCUAUUUGUAAAGAGAUGAUAUGAAUGCAGUUGUUGAGAAGAUCCUGGGUGUGUUUAUGCGUUAAGGUGAAGGUGUACAUGCAAGUGGAAUGGCCCCUAGUUUAUGAUCAAGGCUAGAUACUUAUAGGCAGACCUUACCUCUACUAAACCUAACAGAUCUAUCCUUGCAGGCUUCAGCUGCAUGCAUGAUGAUGAUGAACACUUGUUGUAUACUCUGAUAUGGAGGGUGGGCUCUGUUUAUAAGGAUCAUAUUAGUUGUAUGUAUUAUCCAAGAAAGACAAUUUGUAUGAAAUUUUAUAAGUGAAUCCAUUCAUAUUUUUCAGUUAAA
Molecule: messenger RNA, 3724 nt
Organism: Sesamum indicum (sesame)
Lineage: Eukaryota; Viridiplantae; Streptophyta; Magnoliopsida; Lamiales; Pedaliaceae
Source: RefSeq, a predicted model, not a curated record